GUCCGUCUGACGGUGCACCUGCCGGCCGCCCAGAAGGAUGGAGCCUCCGGGCGGAGCGCGGCACUUGGGGCCGGCGGGCGCCAGAAAACAGUUAUUGGACCUGCCCUGGGAAGACAUCCUCUUCCCCCGUGUUCUCUCGUAUCUCCCUCUGAGGCAACUCCUGAGCCUGCAGAGGGUCAGCAAGGCAUUUCAGUCUCUAAUUCAGCUUUACCUCACCAACAUGCGCUGCUUUGAUUCUAGGCAGGUGGGACCAAACAUUCCAAAAGCUGCAUUCUGCAUCCUGCUAAAAGACAAUGAGGUGUUGCAACAGCUGGCACUACAGAACUGUUCCGAUUGGCUGUCUGACAAGGAGCUGCUUCCUGUGAUUGGCCAGAACCACCAUUUGCAGCAAAUUGAGUUGAAUGGCUGCGUACAGCUGAGUCGCCAUGCCCUGGUGGCCAUCUCUUUGAGCUGCCCCAAUUUGCGCCGGCUUUCUCUGGCUCAUUGCGAGUGGGUGGACAGCCUCUCUCUGCGGAGCCUAGCCGACCACUGCAAGGAGCUUGAGUCCCUGGACCUUACAGCCUGUCGGCAGCUGAAAGAUGAAGCCAUCUGUUACCUUGCACAGAGGUGUAACAGACUGAAGUCCCUCUCGCUGGCUGUCAACGCGAAUGUGGGUGACGUGGCAGUGGAGGAGAUUGCCAAAGCCUGUCCCGAACUGGAGCACCUCGACCUCACAGGCUGCCUGCGGGUCAAGAACAACUCCAUUAGGACCUUGGCAGAGUACUGCCCCAAGCUGCGUGCUCUGAAGGUGAAGCACUGCCAUGAUGUGGUAGAAUCCAGCCUCAGCAUCCUUCGCAAUCGUGGCGUGGAGGUAGAUGUGGAACCUCCACUACAGCGCGCCCUGGUUCUCUUGCAAGAUGUCGUGGGUUUUGCCCCGUUUAUCAAUCUUCAGAUCUAAUGAAGGGAAGGCACUGUCCAGUUCUCCCUGUUGACUGCCUGCGGGAAGACCUGUCAGAUACUGCCGCUGAGGAGCUCAAGAGGCAGAGAGGGUUUACGUCUCAUCCCUUCAAGCCGGGCUGGUUCAGAGCUACCAAUACCCCAUGUUGGGAACCUGUACGCGCAUUAGAAAAACAAACCCACUUGCAUUACAAUGGACAACAAGGAUGUGUUUUGAUGCAUCCUGGCUAACAGAUACAUAGCAUUAUGUUCAAGGAUAUUCUACAGUUGGAUUUUGGGCUUUCUGCUGUGAAGCGACUGCUGACAGGCAGUUCCAUUGAUGUUGAACCCAUUUUACCCAACUGCACUCCAUGUGGACCUCCAAAGAUAAACAGGGAUUUUGUGAUGGGCGGGCAGGCGGAAUCUAUUAUCACUGGAGAGUAAGGUUGACAGCUGGCAAUAUUAGUACGACUUCCUUUCUGCUUUGAGUUGAGUGCUGGAGAAGUCCUACCACACCCUCCUAGAGAGAGUGGGGAGAGAACCUUCCUUCAGGUGUGCAAUGGACUGUUUGUGCCCUUAAAAGCUUCAGGGUGGUACCAGACUGCUGAGAAAAGUGGCAUUCUCCAAAUACCCUCCUGCUUUUAAGGGCAAAUGUGGUUCACACGUGUGCUGGUGCAUGUAGCUUCUUCUGCGUAUGCGGUUAAAGGGGGGGGGUAUUUAUUAGAUUCUCACCUUCUCGCAGCGAAAGGUGAGAAUUGGAGUGAAAAUUCUUAGAGCCGAUCUUUUGGAAACCAGACGGAAAAUAGCUUUCUUAAAGGAAGCACACUUUUUAACUCUGUAGCAGUCAUGGAAGCUAGCUUUACUGUGUUAGGCGAACGUGAUCAUACAUUAUGCAUAAAUUUCAAAUGACUCGUUAUAAAACAACACAAGCAGCACACUAGCGUAGUAAACUCCUGUAAGGAAAAGGAUAGAGAAGGAGGAGCAGCUCCUAUAGUCACCAUAGGCUCUGCUUCUGUAUAAGGAGAGUUAGUUCUCAAGCAUGUAAACACAAACUUCUAAUUCUAAAUUUCAUCCCCCAGAUAAAUAGGCAGAAGGGUUCCUUCACUCUUGGCUGGUAGAUGGUGAGAAAACAGCUAAAACGAGUACCCAAGCAGAAGGCAUGUGAUGGAGUUGAGUGGCCCUUAGUGGAAUUUAUAUUUCCUGGCUGGCUUGAGACUGAUGUAUGUUCUCUUCAUUUCUUCACUCUCUGCCUUCUUGAUAUCCUUGUAUCGUUCCCCUUUUGUACUUACUACCUGAUUGUCAAUGUAGCGAAUCAUCUUCUUGGGAGCCUAAGGGCAAAGAACGAAAAGAGAAGCUGAGUUGCUUUCCAGCCUGAA
Messenger RNA from Lacerta agilis (Sand lizard), 2291 nucleotides. RefSeq names its product F-box and leucine rich repeat protein 15 (gene FBXL15). Gene Ontology annotation, molecular function: protein binding. Gene Ontology annotation, biological process: SCF-dependent proteasomal ubiquitin-dependent protein catabolic process. The coding region runs from base 38 to 937 and encodes 299 amino acids. The record is from RefSeq and is a predicted model, not a curated record. The transcript has 4 exons. NCBI's taxonomy places the organism in Eukaryota, Metazoa, Chordata, Lepidosauria, Squamata, Lacertidae. Gene Ontology annotation, cellular component: SCF ubiquitin ligase complex.